ACUGUGCGCCUGAUGUCUUCUCGUUCAACAUAGUAAUCAACGGCUGCUUUAAAGAAGGUGAAGUAGACAAAGCGUGCAAUCUCUUCCAUGAGAUGCCCCAACUGGGAGUUCAACCUGAUGUGGUGACCUACACCUCAAUCAUGGACGCACUAAGCAAGUCCGGAGCAAUGGACAAGGCAGAAGUGCUCCUUCGGCAAAUGGUUGAUCAAGGAAUUGAACCCAAUAUCAGGACAUAUAGCUGUCUGAUCCAUGGAUAUUCUACUUUUGGUCAGUGGAAGGAGGCACUUAGGGUAUUCAAAGAAAUGGCAAGUCUUGGUGUUGUACCAGACGUUGUCACAUUGAGCUCAUUAAUCGAUUCCCUUUGCAGGCACAGAAGGACAAAGCAAGCUAGAGAAAUUUUUGACUCUAUGGCUGCAAAGGGCCUGAAACCUAAUAUCGUCUCCUACUCUACUAUGCUUAAUGGGUAUGUCAAAGAAGGAUCCUUCGAGGAUAUGACCGGUCUCUUCAAUUCGAUGGUACGGAAUGGUAUUGUACCUAACCACCAUAUUUUCAACAUACUGAUCAAUGCAUAUGCUAAACGUGGACUGAUGGAUGAGGCUAUGCACAUGUUCGAAGUAAUGAGGCAACAAGGAGUAAACCCAGAUGUAUUUGGCUAUCAAAUCAUAAUGGAUUCACUUUGUAAAAUGGGUAAGAUGGAUGCUGCUCUGGACAAAUUUAAUCAGAUGGUCAAUCAAGGAGUUUCACCUAACAAAGCUGUUUACCAAUGCCUGGUUCUGGGUUCUUGCUCUCAUGGUGAUUUUGUGAAAGCCAAGGAAUUGAUUUCUGAAGCGGUUAAUAGAGGUCUGUGUUCUAACAGUGUGUUCUUCUAUCCUGUAAUAAACGACCUUUGCAAAGAAGGAAAGGUAAAGGAGGCACAUGAUAUGUUUGACUUCAUCCUAGGUAUUGGUCAGCGGCCUGAUGUGAUUAUGUACACUUCACUGAUGGAUGGAUAUUGCCUUGUUGGCAAGGUGGAGGAAGCACUGAGAGUACUUGAUGCUAUGAAGUCUGCUGGCCUCCAACCUGAUGUUUUUACAUAUGGUACACUUCUUAAUGGCUACUGUAAAAUUGGAAGGAUCGCCGAUGGAUUGAGUCUUUUCAGGGAAAUGUCACUCAGCGGGGUUAAGCCCACUACUAUUAUGUACAACAUUAUACUUGAUGGGCUGUUUCGCUCCGGGAGAACAGAUUCUGCAAAGGAAGAAUUCGAUACAAUGAUUGAAAGUGGCAUACCGGUGGGCAUUGACACAUGCACCAUAGUUCUUAGUGGACUUUGCAAAAAUAAUUGCACUGAUGAAGCAAUAGAGCUGUUCAAGAAAUUAUGUGCAAUGAAUGUGAAGUUUGAUGUCAUAAUACUCAAUACCAUGAUUUCUUCAAUGUUUAAGACUAGGAGAAUUGAAGAAGCCAAGGAUUUGUUUGCUACUAUAUCAACCAUAGGGUUGGUGCCUUCUGUUGUGACUUACAGUGUAAUGAUGACGAAUUUCAUAAAAGAAGGGUCGCUGGCAGAGGCUGAUGAUAUGUUUUUAGCAAUGGAGAAGGCUAGCUGUGCUCCCAACUCCAUCCUGCUAAAUCAAGUGGUCAGGGCGUUGCUGAAAAAAGGUGCAGUUGUGAAGGCUGCAACUUAUCUCGCUAAACUUGAUGCUAAACAGCUGUCAGUUGAAGCCUCAACGAUUUCGUUAAUAGUAUUUCUCUUCUCAGGGGAAGGGAAACUAAGGGAGCACGUAGAGUUGCUUCCAGUAAAGUACCAGCCUCCUGAGAGUUCGGCUGACAGUUGA
This is a messenger RNA of Triticum aestivum (bread wheat), 1808 nucleotides long. RefSeq names its product protein Rf1, mitochondrial-like. Gene Ontology annotation, molecular function: protein binding; mRNA binding. Bases 93 to 1808 code for a protein of 571 amino acids. The record is from RefSeq and is a predicted model, not a curated record. The transcript has a single exon. NCBI's taxonomy places the organism in Eukaryota, Viridiplantae, Streptophyta, Magnoliopsida, Poales, Poaceae.